AUGGAUGUGACCAAGAAAAACAAGCGAGAAGGCACUGAAGUCACUGAAAGACUUAUCACGGAAACAGUAACUACAAGACUCACAUCCUUACCACCAAAAGGGAGCACCAGAAAUGGAUACGCUAAGACAGGAUCUCUCGGCGGAGGAAGUCGGCUAGAGAAACGUCUGACUCAUGGCAGCAGCGGCUACAUCAACUCAAGCGGGAGCAUCCGGGACGCUUCCACCUCCAGCUACAGGAGAGCUCACUCACCGGCCUCUACCCUGCCCCACUCUCCAGGCUCCACCUUUGAGAGGAAAACUCACAGGACCCGCCAUGGAACUUACGAAGGUAGCUCCAGCGGCAACUCCUCCCCUGAGUACCCACGGAAGGAACUCGCAUCUUCUGCAACCAGAGGACGAAGCCAAACGCGAGAGAGCGAAAUUCGAGUUCGACUGCGUGCGUCACCUUCCACCAGAUGGACAGAGCUGGAUGAAGUCAAGCGUUUGCUUAAGGGGAGCCGAUCUGCAAGCGCAAGUCCCACCAGGAACACCUCCAAUACUCUCCCCAUCCCCAAGAAAGGCACUGUAGAGACCAAAAUGGUGACCGCGAGUUCCCACUCAGUAUCAGGAACCUAUGAUGCGACAGUACUGGACACCAACCUCCCCUCCCACAUGUGGUCAUCCACCUUGCCCGCAGGGUCCUCCAUGGGGACCUAUCACAACAACAUGACAGCCCAGAGCUCCUCCCUCCUCAACACCAAUGCCUACUCAACAGGAUCGGUCUUUGGAGUGCCGAAUAACAUGGCGUCAUGCUCCCCCACACUGCUCCCCGGACUCAGCAGCUGCUCCUCAGUGUUUGGCAUGCAGAACAAUCUGGCCCCCAGCUCUUCUGUCCUAGCCCAAGGCACAACCACCACUUCCACAGGUUGGUAGCCCACAAAAAACGUACCGCAGCCCCCCACUGUCACCAGCACCGGUGUGUCCACCUCUGCUACCUGCACCACCAGUGUCCAGAGUGAUGACCUCCUGCAUAAAGACUGCAAGUUCCUAAUUCUGGAGAAAGACAACGUACCUGCCAAGAAGGAGAUGGAGCUCUUGAUCAUGACCAAGGACAGUGGGAAGGUCUUCACUGCCUCCCCUGCCAGCAUCUCUUCAAGUAACUUCUUUUCAGAAGACACCCUGAAAAAAGAAAAGCAGGCUGCAUAUGUGGCUGACACCUGCCUAAAGGCAGAUAUAAAUGGAGACCUAAAUGCUGUGUCCACAAAGAGCAAGGUCACCUCAGUAGAAAACCACAGCUAUGACCGGGGUGGCGGUGGUGGAGGCAAAGGCGGCGGCGGAGGAGCCGUCCAUGGUGGUGGUGGUGGCGGUGGCGGCGCCGGUGGUGGAGGAACAUGGGGGGGCCCUGCCUGGUGCCCCUGCGGCUCCUGCUGCAGCUGGUGGAAGUGGCUGCUGGGCCUGCUGCUCACCUGGCUGCUGUUGCUGGGUCUGCUCUUCGGCCUCAUUGCUCUGGCGGAGGAGGUGAGGAAGCUCAAAGCCCGGGUGGACGAGCUGGAGAAGAUCAGGGUGCAAUAUUCUGAAGACAAGAUGGAGAGAAGUAGCAAGGACCGCCUUCUGAGUGAGGCUCCGGGCCUGGGACCUGGAUUAGGCAAAGCUGAGCUGGAUGGCCGCAGCCAGGAGGUGAUCUGGCUCUUCGUGAGGGACAAGCUGAUGAAAGAACAGGAAAAUGGAAAUCUCAGAGGAAACCCUGGUCCAAAAGGUGACAUGGGAAGUCAAGGUCCUAAAGGAGACCGAGGCCUCCCUGGGGUGCCAGGUAUUUCUGGGCCCCUAGGUCACCCAGGCCCAGAAGGACCAAAGGGACAAAAGGGCAGCAUUGGAGAUCCUGGCAUGGAAGGACCCAUAGGCCAGAGAGGACUAGAAGGCCCCAUGGGACCUCGUGGUGAACCUGGGCCUCCUGGGUCUGGAGAGAAAGGGGACAGAGGGAUUGCAGGAGAACAAGGCCCUCGGGGCCUUCCGGGUGUCCCAGGUUCUGUGGGUCCCAGAGGUAUGUCCCAAGGCUCUCCUGGUCCCCAGGGACCCCAGGUAAGUGUGCUCUGUGGGUCCCAAGGACUCCGAGGUGAAGUGGGACUCCCUGGUGUUGCAGGUGACAAAGGACUUAUGGGACCACCGGGCACCAAAGGUGACCAGGGUGAGAAAGGACCCAGAGGCCUCACAGGGGAACCUGGCAUGCGAGGUUUGCCUGGAGCCGUGGGUGAGCCCGGAGCCAAAGUGUGCAAUGGGACAAGUGAACUACUGGCAAGGGGCAUAGCUCGCCCCCUCAAGUUACCACAAAGUCCUUCUGGCCCUGAUGGACAGCAAAGCUCUGCAGGUGAGCAAGGUCUGACAGGGAUGCCUGGAACCCGAGGCCCACCAGGACCCUCUGGAGACCCAGGAAAGCCAGGUCUCACAGGACCCCAAGGACCUCAGGGACUUCCUGGUAGCCCUGGCCGACCGGGGACUAAAGGUGAACCUGGUGCUCCAGGCAGAGUCAUGACUGCAGAGGGGUCAUCAACAAUCACUGUCCCUGGACCCUCCGGACCUCCCGGUGCCAUGGGACCCCCAGGACCUCCAGGGACUCCAGGUCCCGCCGGCCCUGCUGGUCUCCCAGGACAACAAGGCCCACGAGGGGAGCCAGGACUUGCUGGGACUCAUUCAAUAAGCAGUGGUAGCUCCAUCUCCGAGGUCCUCUCUGCCCCGUGAAAGGGUGUUGACUUACGAGGUCCCCCUGGUCCACCUGGCCCACGAGGGCCACCAGGGCCUUCCAUCCCAGGCCCCACCAGGACCCAAGAGGCCCCCCCAGGGGAAGGUGUGCCAGGUCCACCCAGGCCCACCAGGAUCUUUCCUGCCUGGACUCAGGUAAAAACCCUCUUCUCUGGCCGUCCUCGGGUCCACCUGGCCCCCAGGUCCAAGGGAGACCAAGGUGAUCCUGGUGUCCCAGGUACUCCUGGCAUCCCUGGUGGUCACUCUCAUGGUGGAUCAUCCAGCACUACGUACAUGCAGGGCCCACCUGGCCCUCCGGGGCCCCCUGGGCCUCCAGGCUCCCUCAGUGGCUCUGGCCGAAUCCAGCACUACAUCGCAGAGUACAUGCAGAGUGACAGCAUCAGGUCUUACCUCUCUGGAGUUCAGGGUCCUCCAGGCCCACCAGGUCCUCCAGGGCCUGCCCUCACCAUCACAGGAGAGACUUUCGACUACUCCCAGCUGGCAAGCCAGGUGGUGAGCUACUUGCGGAGUAAGUCUGUCUUCUUCCCACCGCGGUCUGGCUACGGAGUCAGCUUGUCCUCUGCCUCCUCCGAAGAGAUCUUGGCCAUGUGCGACGUAAGGAAUGAUGUGUGGCAGUUCCUACGUCGCACCUGCAGCCCCCCGGGUCCCCCAGGGCCACCAGGAGUCGGUGGAGAUGGGUCCCUCCUGUCCUUGGACUAUGGAGAGCUAGCAGACACCAUUCUCAACUAUAUGUCAAAUUCUGGAAUCAGUUUUGGGCAUCCUGGUCCACCAGGCCCCCCUGGCCUGCCAGGAACAUCCUAUGAGGAGCUACUCACCAUGCUCCGAGGGUCUGACUACAGGGAUAUCAUUGGGCCUCCAGGACCACCCGGGCCACCCGGGAUGCCAGGCAGCGCGUGGUCCAGCAUCAGCGUGGAGGACCUCUCAUCCUACUUGCACACUGCUGGCUUGUCCUCCAUCGCUGGCCCUCCAGGCCCUCCUGGACCCCCAGGUCCUCGAGGGCCCCCAGGUGUCUCAGCAGCUCUGGCCACCUAUGCAGCUGAAAACAGUGACAACUUCCGCAGCGAGCUGAUUAACUACCUCACAAGUCCUGAUGUCCGUAGCUUCAUCGUUGGCCCUCCAGGCCCUCCAGGGCCCCAGGGACCACCUGGAAAUGGUCACUUAAGAGAGAACUACAGCUGGGGUAGCAGCUCCUCAGCCAGACGAGGCACUUCCUACAGCUCUUCCACGGGACUAGGGGGAGCCAAUGGAGGCUCCCUGGGCGAAGGUGGAGCCUUUGGUGCAGGAGAUGGGGGUCCCUAUGGUACUGAUAUCAGCCCAGGAGGAGGUUAUGGGGCAGCUGCAGGUGGCACAUAUGGCACCAAUGGUGAUUCGUUCCGGGCUGGCUUCACUGGAGACCUGGAUUACAACAAGCUGGCAGUGCGGGUGUCUGAGAGCAUGCAGCGUCAAGGUCUGCUACAAGGGAUGGCCUAUACUGUCCAGGGCCCACCAGGUGUGCCUGGGCCCCAGGGCCCUCCUGGCAUCAGCAAGGUCUUCUCUGCCUACAGCAAUGUGACCCAGGACCUCAUGGACUUCUUCCGGACUUACGGAGCUAUUCCAGGCCCACCUGGGCAAAAGGGAGAGGCGGGUGCCCCAGGACCCAAAGGUGACAGGGGCCUUGCUGGACAACGAGGUCCUCCUGGGCCACCUGGCCCUCGAGGGCAAAAAGGAGAGAAAGGAGACAAGGGCGACCAAGUCUACACUGGGAGGAGGAGGAGAAGUAUUGCCGUCAAGCCAUAAGUUGCACUUGGCAGGACCACCGAGUUCUUGGACCAAUCCUUGCAAUAUGCUUGGGUGUCUAUGUCCAAGGAUCCCCUGUGGGUGAAAACUGGAACUGGUUCACAUCUUGUUAAGACCAAGUCACCUAGCAACACUUGUUCUAGUUGGAACAAAAUAGAUACAUACAGAAAGUUCAAAGACACACAGUUGGGAACAGCUUCAUUGAUUGGGUGGGCCUUUCAGAAUAGCUGCAAAAAUUUAAUAUGAGAUUUAACCUCUCUGCUAUAUAGAUCUGAGCUCCCUGGCUUCUUUAGCUCCCUGGCUUCUUAACUCAGGCCUAAACCUCGGAAGCCAGGUACAUAAAUGUUGGGUGGGGAGUCUUGGCGCUUUGCCUAAAAAAUGAGCCCAGAAAAAUGAAAAAACGGGAAUGGGGACCUUGGCAGGGGUGACACUUGAUGGUUUCUGGUCACUGUCACCAAGGCUGUGCUCACUCUGCACUCUCAGAAGUUCCCUUCCUUCAAGGAUGGUUAUCUCAGCAGAGAUGCCAACCACCUCCUACUGGAGUACGGCCUGUGUCCCUGUGCAUGCCGGAAGUCACGAUACGACACCACACUAGACCACAGCGGACAGCACAAGAGGGGCAGCACACAAGGAAGGGGAACAUGGCCUCCAUACCCCAUUCUGCACAUAGGAAAGGGCAUGGGUGCAGCUUGUUUUUAAGCACUUUUCACUGUCCAAAAGUAUUUGUAUGUAAGCUGUAAGAUGAAAAAAUCAUUUCAAUUGUAAAAUUUUCAAUUAAAGUUUUUUUUUUCUUUUUUA
Messenger RNA from Arvicola amphibius (Eurasian water vole), 5310 nucleotides. It is a transcript of the gene Col17a1, whose product is annotated as collagen type XVII alpha 1 chain. NCBI's taxonomy places the organism in Eukaryota, Metazoa, Chordata, Mammalia, Rodentia, Cricetidae. The record is from RefSeq and is a predicted model, not a curated record.